UGCUUGUGCGAGUGGUACACGUUUAGCACUUCGUCCAGACUCUCACAAGCUAUACGAAUACAGUGACGGUUGUGUGAGAUGUUUUCAAGUGGUACUGCACUUCUGUUAAAUCAGUGCUAUUUGCAGCAAGUUUUGCGGCUGCUGUGCGUCUCUGAGGAAUGAUAGUUGAUGCCAAAGUGGAGGAAAAAUGGUAGCAUAACCCUUGUCAGACUGCAUUACAAAAAUUAUUUCAGAAUAGAAUUUAGUGUAAUUCAAUGGGUAUAUGAACAAAACUUCUUAAUAGGCUCAAAAGAUCUGCAUUAAUGACUGGACGAAGCCAAAGGGAUCCUUAGCCUAAGCGUCAAGGAGACAACCACCAAAAUGGGGAACAAGUUCUUUAAGAAAAAUAAAUUGGCUAUCUUCGCCGAACCUGAUGGGAUACCGCAGGAAGAAGCUCCUCCCCCUGUGAGACCUGCCUACCACGACCCCAACGUGUGUUCGAUCGUUCUGGCGAUGCACACUUUCCACAGGCGAGAUGAAUCGGAACUCGCCUUCAAUAAGGGAGAUAGAAUGGAGAUAAUCGAUAACCAAGAUCGGGACUGGUGGCUCGGAACCAAUAUCAGGACGGGCGAGACAGGCUACAUCCCCGUUCCUUACGUAGCUCUCGCCUCUUCCCUCGAAAGUCAAGACUGGUACUUCGGGAAAAUCUCGCGGCUGGAGGCGGAGCAGCUGCUGCUCAGUAAAUACAACGACACCGGCGCCUACAUGAUAAGAGCCUCGGAAUCCGGCCACGGCCACUCCAUCAGCAUCAGGGCCUUCAACUGGACGCUGAACCGGCCGGAGGUGAAGCACUACCGCGUCUACGGCUCCGUCUCAGAAGGCUUCUACAUCUCCAAGACGAAGUCCUUCUCCACGCUCAACGACCUCAUCGAGGACUACAUGCACGACAACGGCACCGAGCUGUCCAUGCUCCUGAAGACGCCCUGUGUGAGGUUCGAGCCGGAGUUGUCGGACAUCUCCUGGGAAUGCGUGAACAACUGGGAGGUCCCGCGCGAAGUCCUGCAGUGGAAGCGGAAGAUCGGCCAGGGCUCCUACGGCGAAGUGUGGCUGUGCUCUUGGAACCAGACAGUGGACGUGGCUGUGAAGACCAUGAAGAAAGGCUCGAUGCUGGCCCAGGAGUUCCUCGAGGAAGCCAAGAUCAUGAAGGGCCUGCGACACAAAAACAUCCUGACCCUGUUCGCCGUGUGCACGCUCGAGGAGCCCAUCCUCAUCAUCACAGAAUACAUGACCCAGGGCUCCCUCCUCGACUUCCUCCGAGAUGAGAACAGCAGGUUGAGAGAGAUUAAUGAUCUCAUUUACAUCUCUUGUCAGGUCGCUGAUGCCAUGGCGUACCUAGAGUCGCUGCAGCUAAUCCAUCGUGAUCUGGCUGCGAGAAACGUCUUAGUGAAGGACGGACUCCACUGUAAAGUAUCGGAUUUCGGACUGGCGAGAAUCAUAGACGGGGAAUAUAACCCGACCAGCAAUUUGAAAUUUCCGGUGAAGUGGACAGCUCCCGAAGCCUUCCUGAAGGAUACUUUCACCAUCAAAUCCGACGUGUGGUCCUUCGGCAUUCUUUUGUCCGAAAUAUUUUCCUGGGGUGGCGUGCCUUAUCCUGGCUUAUCAAAACAUGAUGUAAUGACAAGCAUCCAGCAGGGAUAUCGAAUGAGCAAACCAGAAUUCUGUCCCGACGAAAUCUACGAACUUAUGUACAAGUGUUGGAAUAUCUCACCCAGCGGCAGGCCGACGUUUAGCUUCAUCUUUAACUUCCUCCAGAAUUUCGAUGUACAGAGAGUGCGUGGAUAUGCGGAGGCCCAUCAGCUGUACUGAAAAAAUGCAUCACCUUCCUCUCGAAUCCUCCAAGGAACACUAUUUUCAGAACGUAUCGUUCACGUGCCAUUUUGGAAGAAUGUUACGGGGUAAUCUCUUUGAGAUCUCUCCAUUUUCUAAUUCUUGGCGUUUAACAUAAUGUGCAAGUGAUGUUGGUGGAUGAAAUAAUAGCUUUACAUAUAAUGUACACGAUUUGUAAUGAUUAUUUUAUGUUCAUACCAAGAAUACCUUGAUAUCUGACUAAAUGACCCAUAAUUCUCAUUGCUUUAAUUGCCUGCAUAAUGUUUAGAUGAAUAAAACAACAGGAAGACGAUCUUCGAAAAGAGGUUAACUUGCGUUAGGCAUCUUCCCUGUGGCAUUCAAGCUUGUUGCAAUCACCAUCAUUAUCAAUAUGAAAUCAACGUAUUGACCCCUAAAAUUUUAUAGGAAGGCAUAAUAAUUCACAGUAGAAAGGUUGAUGACAAAUCGAUAAGAAAUACAAGUAAAUUAUAUGUAUAUUUGCUUGCUCUCAUUCUCUCAUUCCGCACGACUUGAAUGGAUUGGAGGUCAGAUACAAAUUCAGAUCAGAACAUCGAAACGUAACCCUGAAAAUACUUGUAUGGAAAAUGAUUUUUCACAUACGAAAUAUUUGGAUACUUUUUCCGCUUUUUUCUAGCUGAAUAUGUGGAUUUCCUUGUAAAAAAGGACUUGCUCGUAUGUAUUACUGUCCUCAGUUAUAAGAAAGGCUGUGUUUAGAGAGGAAAAGCUUUCUACCCAGUCUGAGGCGAGACUAAUAAAGUAAUUGAAGCAGGUAGGGGUAGCGCGGGCAAGGUGGUAAAUCACUAUUGUUCUUAUCGGCAUGUUAACAACAGAAUGAGAGUAUUUUGCAAGAAUUGUAAAAUUACCGCGAUGUGUUUCGUUUUCAUGUAAUUUUCAACAGAUAAUAUCGUUUUUGAAUUUCAUAAUCAACAUAAAUAUACGGGUGUAUUCACACGAAUGCAUGCGCAUUAGUAACCUACGAACCAACCGGGAAUUAUCACGAUCUUUAGCUACAAUUCUACAGGGAAGAUGCCUAUAAACCCAAACUCUGAAAGCAUUGAACUUGAUGUUUUUCUCGUCUACGUACGUAAAACAAAUUUAACUCUACAGUAAUAACUUUUUUUUUCUUUUUUUUUCUUUUUUAUAAUGGAGACGUUUCAACUUUCAUCAAGUUUUCUGUCAUUACCAGCUUUUUGUAAUAAGUCUGAUUUAAUUUCAUUAACCUCAAGUGCUAGAAAAGCAAAGUUACUGCGCAAUUUAUAGUCGUCAGUGGGCGUCAUUUCAGCUGCCUGGUUUGUAUUUUUAAAAAUCACUGGAAGGCAGAACUGCACUUAAUUUGUGUGACGAUGCCCUAUGUAAAUUGUACAUUUUGAAAUAAAGCAAUCAUCUUUUGUA
Molecule: messenger RNA, 3258 nt
Organism: Penaeus indicus
Lineage: Eukaryota; Metazoa; Arthropoda; Malacostraca; Decapoda; Penaeidae
Product: tyrosine-protein kinase SRK3-like
Exons: 10
Coding region: 361-1845 (494 amino acids)
Biological process (GO): innate immune response; cell differentiation; cell surface receptor protein tyrosine kinase signaling pathway
Cellular component (GO): extrinsic component of cytoplasmic side of plasma membrane
Molecular function (GO): non-membrane spanning protein tyrosine kinase activity; signaling receptor binding; ATP binding
Source: RefSeq, a predicted model, not a curated record